AUGGACAACGACCCCCCAACCCCCGACUCCCCUCACAGCAUCAGCUGGCUCUCCGAACGAACCCUCUCCAUUUCCACCUCAACAACCACAACCCUAGCAGACACUCCAAGUCCAAUGAGCAUGUCCUCCCCAAGCAUAACACCUAUAGAGUUCACCGAAUCCCCCAUUCCAAUUGAAUACCGCCAGGUCUUCUUUCGCGAGAGCCCCAACUUCCACCCUCAUUUCCUACCCCUCCUCCGCCACCUCUCCUCCCACCUCUGGCCCCUCAUCAACUGCGAAACAGGCCUCCAACACCCAGACUUCCCACCAAAUAUGCUGGCCUACAACCUUAUGACCUCGGAGCAGGUCGAUAAUCUUGCCCGUCAUUUCCAUCAGGUUUACCCGCCCGUUCCCGCUACGUUUAAUUAUCCUGUUUGUAUUACCCCGUGGAUUGGGACGGCGGAGGAGAAAACUAUUGAUCUUCCGACGAGGGUGAAGAGGUUGGGGAGAUUUUUUGGGUUGAGGGGAUGUGAAGAGCAGGAGCAGGAGCAGGAGGAUGUGGAUAUGGAUAUGGAUGAUGAGAAUGGGGGUGGGAAUGAUGAGAAUAUGAGUGAAGCUGAAGCUGAAGUACUACGACAGAUGGAGUGGGAGUGGCAGCAGGCAUUACAGAGGGCGUAUGCUGAGGAGUCGCAUAGGUGGAAUCUGAAGUGA
Messenger RNA from Penicillium hordei, 690 nucleotides. RefSeq lists its product as uncharacterized. The transcript has a single exon. The record is from RefSeq and is a predicted model, not a curated record. Bases 1 to 690 code for a protein of 229 amino acids. Lineage: Eukaryota; Fungi; Ascomycota; Eurotiomycetes; Eurotiales; Aspergillaceae.